CUUCUUCAUCCUUCGACAGUUACUAAAGAACAGAAGCUUGAAGUUCAGAAUGCAAUGGACGACUGGAAUGCAUUAACGUGUCUUCGUUUCCGGAAAGCUAACAGUCAAGAUAAAAACAAGAUUACCUUCAGAAACGGUAUGGGGUGUAGUUCUUUCAUCGGAAUGCAACCCACAUCCCAAGACGUUUUACUUGCAAAGAAUUGCCGAGUGAAAGACAUUAUAUUGCAUGAACUUGGUCAUGCUAUCGGCCUUUUCCAUGAGCAGACCCGAAUCGACCGUGAUAACUAUGUUACCAUCAUAAACAAAAACGUCAUCGAUAGACUUUUCUACAAUUUUGAGAAACGAACGAACACUUCUAUGAACCUGUAUGGUAUUAAGUACGACUAUAGAAGUAUAAUGCAUUAUGGCUCCUAUGAAUUCUCUGUGAAUGGAGAAAGGACCAUUGAAACCAAAGAUAAACGUUUCCAGGGGAUUAUUGGAAAAGCUAAAAUUCUUAGUUUUAAUGACGUUAAACUUGUCAACGCAAUGUAUAACUGUUCAGGAAAUUGUCCGAAAAAGUCUUGUCCCAGAAAUGGUUUUGUGGCGGAGGACUGUGAAUGUUACUGCCCAGACUUAAAGAAGUCUGUAAGAAAAUGUUCAGAUACAAGUGGUAAUGGAGGUGUAACUGAACCUAAAGAAGAAGAGAUUUGUAGAGACUACCAUAGGUCAUGUGCAGUAUGGGCUCAGAUGAAUGAAUGUAAACUGAAUCCUUUAUACAUGUUAGAAAACUGUGAAAAAUCCUGUGGUAAAUGCAAAGGUGGAAAAGAUGAAAAGGUCGAAGAUUGUAAAGAUGAUAACACAGACUGUAAACAUUGGGAAGGACUUGGAGAAUGCAGUAAAAACCCUGUAUAUAUGUUAGUACACUGCAAAUUAUCCUGUAAACAGUGCAAUGGUACAGAAGUUGAGGAAAAGUGUGACGACAGUAACGCUGUGUGUCCAGUCUGGGCCAAAGCUGGCCAUUGCACAAUUAAUGCUGCUUAUAUGUUGAAGAAUUGCAAGAAGUCCUGCUCACAGUGCACCAGUGGAGGUAAAGAGGAAGAAAAGGUUGAUGAAGUUGAGGAAAAGUGUGACGACAGUAACGCUGUGUGUCCAGUCUGGGCCAAAGCUGGCCAUUGCACAAUUAAUACUGCUUAUAUGUUGAAGAAUUGCAAGAAGUCCUGCUCACAGUGUACCGGUGGAGGUAAAGAUGAAGAAACUGUUUAUAUAGAUUGUUUGGAUGGAAACAAGCACUGUAAAGAUUGGGCAGAAACUGGAGAAUGUCACAGGAACCCAAGCUAUAUGCUAAAUAACUGCAAAAAAUCCUGUAAUACUUGUGGACAUAAUACCGAAGCCUAUGGUGCUGAACCCUGUACAGAUGAGAAUGGCAAAUGUGGAGCUUGGGCUGAGAUGGGUGAAUGUAAAUCAAACCCAGAUUAUAUGCUUUUCUACUGCAAGAAGUCCUGUCAAGUUUGUGAGUGAAGCAAAUCUGUUGACAGUCAAAUAACAUUUGCAAUUUCAGUAUUUUAAAAUAAAGAUCUUGUUUCAUAUGAAA
Octopus bimaculoides (California two-spot octopus) is the source of this 1570-nucleotide messenger RNA. RefSeq names its product zinc metalloproteinase nas-13. Gene Ontology annotation, molecular function: metalloendopeptidase activity; zinc ion binding. The record is from RefSeq and is a predicted model, not a curated record. Gene Ontology annotation, biological process: proteolysis. NCBI's taxonomy places the organism in Eukaryota, Metazoa, Mollusca, Cephalopoda, Octopoda, Octopodidae.